Babjeviella inositovora NRRL Y-12698 is the source of this 1469-nucleotide messenger RNA. RefSeq lists its product as uncharacterized. The coding region runs from base 226 to 1191 and encodes 321 amino acids. The transcript has a single exon. The record is from RefSeq and is a predicted model, not a curated record. NCBI's taxonomy places the organism in Eukaryota, Fungi, Ascomycota, Pichiomycetes, Serinales.
CUGUCUUUCUUCCGCUGUCUUUUUCCAGUUGUCUCUCUCCAUGCCUACAGAGGGUUUCCGCUUACAAUUACUAGGCUAGGCAACUCUCUCAUGCCACAUCCCUCGGCUUCCCGCGGUAUGCAUCCCCGCCAAAAAGGAAAAGCAUCCGGGUAACGCAGGCAGCUCUCCCUCUUAUAAAGACAGCGCCCCCACAUUUUUUCCUUCCCAAGCCACGCUUAAGCAUCAAUGUCCGGCCUUACCGACGCACAACUAAGCCAGUUCCACGAGGAGGGGUGCCUUGCCAUCCCAGGCUUCCUUAGCCCCGAGCAGCUCUCCCGCAUCAUGGGGUACUCUCACAAGCUCAUGGCCGAGUUUGAUCCAGCUACGCACCCGAUGACCAAGUUUACCACCAACGACGACAACCAUGUCGGCGACCGGUACUUCUUGGAGAGCUCGGACAAGAUUCGGUACUUUCUCGACACCGACGCGCUCGAUGCCGCGGGUGCGCUUACAAAGCCCGCUGCGCAAAGCGUCAACAAAGUAGGACAUGGGUUGCAUUUGGCCGUUGACCCGCACAAUCCGUGUCCUGGGAUAACUUUUGAUCCACGGGUGCAGGCAAUCGCACGUCAGCUCGAAUUUACCGAUCCACGCAUUCUCCAGUCGAUGCUCAUCUUUAAGCACCCCUCGGCGUCCAAGCAUUCGGCCAAUGCCGUGCCCUCCCACACCGACGGCGCUUUCUUGUACACCGACCCCCUUUCGUGCAUUGGGUUCUGGUUUGCGUUGGAAGACUGCACGUUAACCAAUGGCUGCUUGCACUACAACCCCGGGACACACAAGACGCAUGAGAUCACGAAACGGUUUGUACGGGUCAAGGACGAAAAGGGCGCUACGCGAGGCACUAACUUUGCGGUCAUCCCCGGAAUGGAGACGCACGUCAACCCAGAAGAUGUGCAGAAAGAUUACAAGCUGGUGGAGUGUCCUGCGGGAACGCUUGUGCUUAUUCACAACCGUGUUUUGCACAAGUCCGAGGACAAUGUCAGCGACAAGUCGCGCUUCGCAUACACGUUCCAUAUCGUGGAGGGACCAGAGAGUGGUAAAGGCGUGGUGUAUGAUCUGUUGAACUGGUUGCAGAUUCCGACCAACGUAGAUGGGGAGAUCACGGGAGACGCUAUCAAUGUGGGGGCAGGGAACUUCAGCAGGUUGUAUACAUAGUGCUGGAGGCGUAGCCCCUAGCAUGUUUCUUUUCAACCAGUAUUUAUUUACGUAGUUUGGUUUAGUUCUACAGGCCGUAGUGCUUGUUUCAUUGUGGUGUUUACUGGAUCUAAGCUCUACUGGCUUGUAUUUUCCUGACUCGUGUUUUCUCAACUUGCGUUUUCCUGGCUUUCGCAUUAUAAAUACUCUACGUAUUUUUGGUUAUUGCAGGUUUUAAGUCAUCCAUAAAUGGUUUGUUCCACGUAAAUUUUUGGUUAAAAUGUGAAACCCCUCCCCCG